This is a messenger RNA of Aptenodytes forsteri (emperor penguin), 1626 nucleotides long. It is a transcript of the gene TMEM184A, whose product is annotated as transmembrane protein 184A. Gene Ontology annotation, molecular function: transporter activity. Gene Ontology annotation, biological process: transport. NCBI's taxonomy places the organism in Eukaryota, Metazoa, Chordata, Aves, Sphenisciformes, Spheniscidae. Gene Ontology annotation, cellular component: early endosome membrane. The record is from RefSeq and is a predicted model, not a curated record.
AUGCUCAGAGCCAGGGCAGACUUAUCGUGUUGCCUUUCCACGGGUGAUAAAUUAGACCACAAGCAAUUGGUCCUUCGACUUUGCUCCUCUCUGCGCAGUAAACCAGGGGGAAGGCCUGCCCCAAUACAUUCACAAGUCUGCCGGUGCAACCAGCUGCCUGCCGUUUAGUCAUCGCUAUCCUCCAGGUAAGGAUUAAUUCCCAACGGCAAGAAAACCUGCCUCUGCCACCCAAGCAGAGCUCUCGCCCACGGCCACGGGACGUGCGCCGGGCUGGGGGCAGCGGCGGCGGGCUGCACCGUGGCUUUCCAUCCGUGUUUGCUUUCCGGGCGUGGGUGCCGAGCGCGGCAGACUGGAAAGAUGAGUAAUGCCACACAUGCCUUGCCCUCUCCCAUGGCGCCCAGCGCCUCGGAGCCCGGCACAGCGGCCAGGCUGGCCUCAGCUCCCCCAUCCUCGGCCCUCAUCCUGCUCACGGCUGCCCACAACGACUCUGAGGAUGGCCGGCAGCUCUUCCUGACCACGACAGCGGCGCAGGUCAUCUCUGGCAUCUUCGUGUGGUCAGCGCUCAUCAUCACCUUCUACCAGAUCUACACGCACCUGAGGAACUACACCAUCCCCAAGGAGCAGCGCUACAUCAUUCGCAUCCUUUUCAUUGUGCCCAUCUAUGCCUUCGACUCCUGGCUCAGCCUCCUCCUCCUCGGCAGCCACCAGUACUACGUCUACUUCGACUCGGUGCGCGACUGCUAUGAAGCUUUCGUGAUUUACAGCUUCCUGAGCCUGUGCUUCGAGUACCUCGGAGGUGAGAGCACCAUCAUGUCAGAGAUCCGAGGGAAGCCCAUUGCGUCCAGCUGCUUUUAUGGGACCUGCUGCCUUCAGGGUAUGUCCUACUCCAUUGGGUUCCUGCGCUUCUGCAAGCAGGCCACACUGCAGUUCUGCAUCGUGAAACCCCUCAUGGCGAUUGUCACCAUCAUCCUGCAGGCGUUCGGAAAGUACCACGACGGGGACUUCAACGUCCAAAGUGGCUACCUCUACAUCACCAUCAUCUACAACUUCUCUGUCAGCCUGGCACUUUACGCCCUCUUCCUCUUCUACUUCGCCACCAUGGACCUGCUGCGCCCGUUUGAGCCGGUCCUCAAGUUCAUCACCAUCAAGGCAGUCAUCUUCCUCUCCUUCUGGCAAGGGAUGCUGCUUGCAAUCCUGGAGAAAUGUGGGGUGAUCCCUGAAGUUCAGAUCAUCGAUGGGAAGGAGGUGGGAGCUGGGACAGUGGCUGCUGGCUACCAGAACUUCAUCAUCUGCAUUGAGAUGCUCUUUGCUUCCAUUGCCCUGCGCUACGCAUUCUCCUGCCAGGUGUACAGAGAAAAGAAAGAAAACUCAACAGCAAACCUUGCCCCGAUGCAGAGCAUCUCAAGUGGGCUGAAGGAGACCAUAAGCCCCCAGGACAUUGUGCAGGACGCAAUCCACAACUUCUCGCCCGCGUACCAGCAGUACACCCAGCAGUCGAUGCAGGAGGCAGAGCGCAAAGCGCCGGGGGAGAACGGGCAUGUGGCCUCCAAGGUGGAGGGACCAAGCGGCAGAAAGAGCAAAAACAUUGAGAAGAGAGUGCUGAUCCUGUCGGAUGAGGAGCUGUAG